UGGUGCAUAUUCAUAAUUCCACAUUUCCACAUGUCAUAAAAUACGUGUACAUAUUUAUAAAUUACAAUCAUUGAAAAUUGAAGUAGUUGCUGCUAAACUAAAUAACUAGUCCAUAAAUCUAUAGUGACUCAGUAAGUAUUUUCUAAAUAAACAACCCCAAAAGUUCUCACUUUUUUCCAUCAAUUAAUUUGCCAUUUCUGAUCUUUCGCCAUCUCAUAUCAUCAUAAUUACCUCUCAAAUUUUCCAUCCAAUACGCGAAAAGUUUAAAGAGUCUCGGAGAUGACGGACCUAAGUCAAAUUACCACCCAACCAUGCUCUUCUCUCGGCGUGCCUCCACCCAAAAAACACGAAGGAGAAACUAUUAAAUGCUUCCUUCGCAUCCGACCUCAUCUUAAAAAUUCUCUGGAAGAGGUCGAGCUCAUCAGCAUCGUCGACCCCAAAACCGUGAACGUCUCGUAUGACGCCGAUGGUCUCAGAGGGAACCGUGUGAGCAAGACGACAUCCUUCUGCUUCACCCAGGUCAUGGACCAAACCUCUUCACAAACCCAAGUCUAAGAUGAGGUCAUGGCCCCACUUUUGAAUAAAUUUUUUAUCGGAGAAGACAGCUUGAUUUUGUCAUUCGGGGCGACCAACUCCGGAAAUACGCACACAAUGAAUGGUCCAGCGACCGAUUCUGGGCUGAUUCCACGCUCGCUGCAAGCGCUAUUUUCCAAAUACCAAGGUCACAUUUAUUCUGGGGGUGACGUCCAACCGUUCGGACAUGAUGGGACCAGAUUUCUUGGGGUCGGAGAGAAGAAAGAAAUUUCCGAAAGGAAGAAAGCUCUGGUCCAGGCUGGGAGUGCUGAGAUGAGGUUGCGAAAUCAGAAUGAGGGGACAGAAAAUAAUCCGAAGUCGGACGGUGUGUCGAAAGAUGCAAAUGAUGGUGACCUCGCCACAUCAUCCGGAGGGACCGUGUUCGUCAUCUUCAUCUCCUUCCUGGAAGUUUACAAUGAAAAGCUGUUUGAUAUUUUCGCCCACGGGAGGAGAACGGAGGUUAAAAUGGUGGACGGGGUGGGAGGCUCGGUGACCUGCAAGGAUCUGACGGAAAUCCCAGUCUGUUCGGAGGACGAAGCAUUAGCCUUGUUCAUCGCUGGACAUCAGAAGGUCCAGAUUUCCGCGACCGGUGCAAAUGCGACGUCGUCGACGUCGAGGUCGCACUCGUUCUUCAAGAUUCAGGUGGUGGAGUUGGAAAACAGGGGACGACGCUUGGCAGCUGUCCGGACGACUCAGCUAACUUUUUGUGAUCUCGCGGGAUGCGAGCGAGUCGACCAGACCCACAAUUCGGGAGCGCAACUGCGAGAGUCGGCCAAUAUCAACAACUCCCUGUCAUCGCUCCUUAAGGUUAUCCGGAUGAUAAGGCAAAAACAAUCGCAGGGACAACGCGACUUUGCCACCAAAAUCCCCUUUCGAGACUCCAAAUUGACCCGGAUAUUCGGAGGAUAUUUCGCCACCUGUGCCCACAUCACGAUGCUGGUCAACGUCAACCCUGAUCCAACCAUGGCGCCCUCAACAAUGCAGACGUUGAAGAACUCGGCAAUAAUAAGCCAGGUGGUGACGAAGCCACUCCGACCUCCACCCCAAACUUUGGGAGCAUCCUCCUUCGUCCGCCAAAGGUCUGUCGAACUUGAGAACAUUUUCGAAAAUGACGACUUUGAGAAUGUCUCGACAACCGCUCCACGCAGCAAAAGACAAAGGCUUACUUCCCCCAACAGUACUGAUAAUGAGCUGGGUCAUCUGCGCUCUGAGUGUGGCGACUUACGAGCGGAAACCGAGAAACUUUCCGAACAGAGGGACGCCCUUCUGGAAGCCAACGCCUCCCUCGAAGCCGAGUUGGCGACGACUAAGCGCGAGCUUGUCCAACGCGACCGAGAAAACGAUGCCCUAAAGGGGAAAGUCAAGGAUGUCGAGGCGAGCCUGGAGAUGAUGAGGGCAGGGGCCACGACACGAAGGAAUGCGGCGAUGAAUGGGGUCAAUCUUUACCCUCCGAUUGAAAAGAGAAAAAUGGUAAAGUGUCGAGGACCCUGCGGGAAGGAUUAUGAGUUCGGCUGGGAAAUUGAUCGUCACGAGGUGCAGAAAUGUAGGGUCGUCAAUAGUGCGUCAGAACUUCAAGAAAAGGGCAGAACCUUGUUCCCUUGUACACGCUGCGACAGGCCCUUCAUUUCAAAUGGUGACAUGAUGCGGCACAGAGUCAAAUGCGACGGCAACGAUUCCGGCAAACAAACCAAAGUCUGCAAAUAAUGUAGCAAAUUUGUACCAAUGGAUUAAUGCAUAUUCACCGUUAAAAUGGCAAGGUGAUUCGUACUAAUUUUGUACAAGUCGUAUGUACAAAAUUCAUACCAAAAUAUUGUCAAUAAUACAACUUUGUUUGUACAAAAUAUGUACAAAAUUGACACAAACAAGAACGUACGAAUUUGAUGCGAAUUUGGUGAUAAUUAAUAUGUAUUAAUAUGAUGCGAAUUUACUACUAAACUAGUGCGAAUAUAAUACUAAUUGUGUGUUGAUGGUACGCAUGAAAAAAUUCGUAAUUUAUUUUUUUCACAAAAUUUACUUCGACGUUGAAAUAUGUAUACAAAAGUAUUAAUAUUUUUUUUCAAUUUUGUAAUUCAUCAUCAAGAUUGCAUACAUAAUAUGUGAAAUUAAUCGGUUAUAUCAUUU
Molecule: messenger RNA, 2694 nt
Organism: Folsomia candida
Lineage: Eukaryota; Metazoa; Arthropoda; Collembola; Entomobryomorpha; Isotomidae
Product: kinesin-like protein KIF20A
Exons: 11
Coding region: 565-2277 (570 amino acids)
Biological process (GO): microtubule-based movement
Cellular component (GO): microtubule; nucleus; kinesin complex
Molecular function (GO): microtubule motor activity; ATP hydrolysis activity; microtubule binding
Source: RefSeq, a predicted model, not a curated record